UUUCUUUUCUUUUUCCUUUCCUUUCCUUUUCUGACUGGAGCUCCUUAACUGAUGAUGCUCUGUGGCAUCAUCUUAACAGAGAAAACCAGAAAUACACAUUUACUUCAUACUGCUUUCAAGCCAAGGCCACUACAGGGGAAUGGCUAAAAGUAUGUGGCAAGUCCUACCAUGUGUCAGAAUCAUGCACAAGACACUGGAAUAGCAGUGCUGGAUGUGAGGGCCAGAUGCCACCCUGGGUGUCUAUAUGUGAAGGUCCACAGGCUGAUGUUUUCUUUUGCCAGUGUUACAUUUGACCCUAUGCAAUGCUCCAGUCCAGCAGCUGAGAAAAACCUUAAAGAAGGAAAAAAUACUCUCUUUCAGGAAAUACGUGUAAGGACGUUAAAGAGCGUCUUCCAAGAUGAUUGCAGUUCAAAGCUCCCUGAAAGAAAGCUGGCUGACAAAGAAGGAAAAUUGCAUAUGAUAUCCCAGUGGGUACAACAUGAAUAUGUGACGUUAGAUGACGUCAAAUAUGCUGCUUUGCUUAUGAAAGACACACAUGAGUCACAUCACAUGUUGUCACUUGAAGUAGUUAUGGGGAAUGAGAAACUAGAUGACUUCCUCAUGGCCCUGCUCUUCUACAUAUCUUUUUACCUGGAAAAAAUUGCCCUGGAAAAGAAAUACAGAUCCUUGACUUUGACUAUGAUAUCUUUUGAGAAGACAGAAAUGGACAAUGUGUUGGAGAAGUUAGCAAUGUCCAGGAUUCACCUUGCCAAGGUGUACUGUAACCUUAUCCUUGGACGACGCGUGGCACAGCAGUCUAGCGGAAAGGAAAAACCAUCAUUGCAGAAAGAUCGGAGCUACUUUGAGGGCUUGCACAACUUCAGCAGCUAUGUGACUUGGCUUGUGUUCAGAUGUAAGCACUUCCAAGUGAUUCGGGAAGAAAUUGGCAGGCUUCUUUUCUCUGAUGUGUUCAAUCCUGCCUUAAGAGGCAAGAAGAAUAUUGAGCUGCAGAAACGAGGAGAUGGAACUGCUGAUGCAAAUACUGCACAAUUGCUGUAUCCAAGAAAAGACCAUGACAAGCAUCCUUCCAUAAGCACCAUGAUACAGCAGUGCUCACCGGUGCUGAGCACGCUGCUGCCCUUACCAAAGGACAGUGCUCAAUACUUCUUCCCAAACCAGGACUGUAAGGGUAGGGACCCUCAACCUCACAUGUGUGGUGACCUGCCAGACUUCUCUGAAGUGUUCGCUAACAAGGUGGGCAUCAUUGGAGCUCAUUGUAGUGAGUUGAAAUCUCUCCUAAGCACAUCUGAGGAGAAAAAGGAAGAAGAGGAGGUUGAGCAGGAGGAAACACAAGGAAGAAAAAGCAGUGACCUCAGUCUGCCACCUCUGGGAAGCCCCCAAAACAGGCUCAGUACUCAGAGCACUGUGCUCUGAAGAGCAGUGGCAGAAGGUGACUGUAAUCAGAGCAACCAGCAGACGUGAUAUUUGUGUUGAGUGACAUGGUUUAAAGUUGCUAAAUAAAUCACUUGGAAAUUGCA
Messenger RNA from Pezoporus occidentalis (night parrot), 1517 nucleotides. It is a transcript of the gene PPP1R36, whose product is annotated as protein phosphatase 1 regulatory subunit 36. The record is from RefSeq and is a predicted model, not a curated record. Gene Ontology annotation, molecular function: phosphatase binding. The transcript has 10 exons. NCBI's taxonomy places the organism in Eukaryota, Metazoa, Chordata, Aves, Psittaciformes, Psittacidae. Gene Ontology annotation, biological process: negative regulation of phosphatase activity. The coding region runs from base 169 to 1413 and encodes 414 amino acids.